AUGUUUUUCCUCCGCUAUCUCGAAAGAGAGAUCAGCAUACAUCCGUCCUUCUUUGGGAGCAGCGUACAUGACAGGCUGAGGGAUCAGCUUUAUGCGGAUCUCGAGGGCAGCUGCAAUGGAGAGUACUACAUUGUAUGCAUAAUGGACAUCCAUAACAUAUCUCCUGGGAAAGUCAGGCCGGGUUCGGGGGAAGCACAUUUUACAAUUCUCUAUCGCGCGAUUUUGUGGAAACCUUUCAAAGGCGAGACGAUUGACUGCGCCGUGACUUCGGUCAAGCCCCAGGGAGUCUUCUGUGAAGCGGGGCCACUGACGGUUUUCGUUUCGAAGAUGCACCUGCCGCCUGACAUGCGCCAUAACCCAGACGCAACUCCGCCACAGUAUUCUAACAAUGCUGGAGAUGUGAUCGAGAAGGGGUCUGCUGUCAGAGUUCAGCUGAUCGGUCUCCGGAGCGAUGUGGGCAACAUGUAUGCCGUUGGGAAGAUGUCGGCACAAUGGUUCGGGUAG
This is a messenger RNA of Exophiala spinifera, 504 nucleotides long. RefSeq lists its product as uncharacterized. The coding region runs from base 1 to 504 and encodes 167 amino acids. Gene Ontology annotation, biological process: transcription initiation at RNA polymerase II promoter; DNA-templated transcription; positive regulation of nuclear-transcribed mRNA poly(A) tail shortening. Gene Ontology annotation, molecular function: single-stranded DNA binding; single-stranded RNA binding; translation initiation factor binding. NCBI's taxonomy places the organism in Eukaryota, Fungi, Ascomycota, Eurotiomycetes, Chaetothyriales, Herpotrichiellaceae. Gene Ontology annotation, cellular component: P-body; RNA polymerase II, core complex. The record is from RefSeq and is a predicted model, not a curated record. The transcript is spliced from 3 exons.